Molecule: messenger RNA, 1596 nt
Organism: Physeter macrocephalus (sperm whale)
Lineage: Eukaryota; Metazoa; Chordata; Mammalia; Artiodactyla; Physeteridae
Product: protein TOPAZ1-like
Biological process (GO): spermatocyte division
Source: RefSeq, a predicted model, not a curated record
CCUGUAAACACGUUUAUGGAGUACUACAGAAAGUUUUCGCCAGGUAUACACUUUGAUUUACAAGUGCUAAAUGACCUUCUAAAUUCUUUACUCAAACAUUGUUUAUUGAAAGAAGUAUUUCAGGUCAUGAACCUCAGCAUAAUGGUUAAAAUGCUGCCUGCUCUGAAAAUAUUACUAAAAAUAUUUGAGUAUGUGGCAACUAUGAAAUUAAGGAAUGCUGUACCUGCUUUGAUUGAUAUCUUUUGCAAGCUUGUUGAAGCUGGGACGGUACUUGACCCAGAACACUUUAAUUAUAUUAUUAAGCUUUUAUACCAAGUACAGGCUUCCAAGCAAGAAAUAACUGCAGUUCUGGAAAUGAAAUCCAGGUUACGGACGAGGCAGUUUAAAAAGAACUGGAAGUGUGAUUUAGAGUCAGCCUUGAAUGAAAUAGAGUAUUGUAAAGAAAAAGGUGACUGGACCAAAUUGCGAAAUUUAUACAUUAACAUAAAACUGGGCUGUAAAAAAUUUGCAGAUUUCCAGAGAUUUUGUGCUUAUAUUGCUGAAACUCUAACAAAAGACUGUAAAGAAGAGAGACCAGGUGUUCCAUUUCGUGAAUUCGCUGAAACAGUUAGCAAAGAUCCACAAAAUAGUGAAGUAGAUAAAACUUUGCUGGGAAGAAUCGUAAUCAGUGCUGUGUACUUCUACCACAAGCUGUUGCAGUGGUCCAAGGGAAGGAAGGUCUUAGAUAAACUAUAUGAAUUAAAAAUACAUUUUACAAGUUUAAAAGGAUUUACAGGGCCUGAGAAGUUAGCACCAAGAUGUCAAGUUGUGAAUAUUGCAGCAGAAAUUUUUCUAAAAAGCGGAAGCCUAGAUGGUGCCAUUUGGGUAUUAAGGGAGUCAGAGGGAGUCAUCAAUACACCACUGUGGCCUUGUGAUAGACUGGAUGUGCUCAACUGGCAUAAUCUGCUCUGUACAACUGCACAUGAAAUCUUAGCGAAGAGUCUUUACAGACAGACAUUUGAAGUUUUGCAAAAUCUACCAGGUUUUCAAAAUUCUCAAGAUGCCUGUGUAGAAAGCAACAGUCUUUGUAUGUCAUCCUCCGGAGCAGAAUUCAUGAUUUCAAAGAGCAUCCCUAUUGAUUUUUCCUUUCUUAGAAGAUUAAGUACUUCUUUAGGAAGAAGUUGUUUACGGCUCAAAGCCAGAGCCCACAAAAGUGCUCUUUCAUUGGGUUACUACCCACCAUUGGAGGGAAAUUUAUGCCGAAAACUUCUACUGAUUCCUUCCUAUUUGUCUGAGAUUGAAAUGCUUUUAACUAUUGAAAUCUUCCUGGUAUCCAAUGCUAACAGUAUUCAGAGUCCUGGAACUUCUACACAGACGCUACAGAUAGUUUUAAAAAGAUGUGAAGAAAACAAAUCUCAGAGCAAGGAUGACUAUCAAGCUGCAGUGGAAAGAUUAAUUAUGGCUGCUCAUAUAUCAGAUCCAAAGCUUUUCAUUAAGCACAUGACCAUCAAUGUUAAUAAGGAACAGGUUUAUAGUAUGGAACAUUGUUCUGCCUUGAAAUGGUUAAAAGAGAAUAUGAAGUGGGCUGGAAAGGUUUGGCUUUUCAAUAACCAUUAG